AUGGCAAGCGCGGUGUUUCUAAUCACAGGCUGCUCGAGCGGUUUCGGAUAUGAAAUGGCGAAAGCGGCGCUCCGGCGUGGGUUCAAAGUGAUAGCAACUGCAAGACGUAUCGAGACGCUGAAACCGCUGGAAGAGCUAGGUGCAAUCGCGCUUCCGCUUGAUGUUGCUGCCCCUCCGGCUACCCUGGUCAGCUUUGCAAAACAGGCAUGGGAAGUCUAUGGGCAAGUUGACUACCUCGUCAACAACGCCGGCUAUGUCCAGGGCGGCGCUAUCGAAGAGAACACCCCAGAAGAGACACUAUCGCAGUUCAACACAAACGUUUUCGGUGUCCUGAACCUCACCAACGCGUUCCUGCCUUAUAUGCGUGAACGGCGCUCUGGGACCAUCGUUAACAUCAGCUCGCAAGGCGGCUCGCUGAACCUGGUUGGGGCGGGGAUCUAUUGCGCGUCCAAGGCCGCUAUCGAUUCAUUUUCUGACACUUGGAGCAGAGAGUUAGCAGAGUUCAAUGUGAAGUGCAUUUCUAUCCAGCCAGGAGCCUUCCGCACACCGGUAUCCAACUCGUCGAACUUCAGACGAGGCUCCAACGUCAUCGCAACAUAUGCGGCCGCUACCGAGGGAAUCGUCGGCUUCAACAGCGGCACAGGAAAAGAGCGGGGGGACCCAGCGAAAGGCGCUCUGCGAAUCGUCGAUUUCGUCACACAGGCCAAAGGGAAACUGCCGCUGCGAUGGGCACUGGGGGAGGAUAGCUUCGUGAAUCUGCGAAAGGUCCACGAAAGCCGGAUCGUCGAGAUGGAUGAGUUCAAGGAAUGGAGUGUGGGAACAGACUACGAUGAUUAUGUGCCCAACACAAGCGUUGGAACGGGGGCAUGGUCCAUUUAA
Messenger RNA from Mycena indigotica, 879 nucleotides. Its product is annotated as Short-chain dehydrogenase/reductase family protein. Gene Ontology annotation, molecular function: oxidoreductase activity. The transcript is spliced from 4 exons. The record is from RefSeq and is a predicted model, not a curated record. NCBI's taxonomy places the organism in Eukaryota, Fungi, Basidiomycota, Agaricomycetes, Agaricales, Mycenaceae. The coding region runs from base 1 to 879 and encodes 292 amino acids.